Molecule: messenger RNA, 873 nt
Organism: Strongylus vulgaris
Lineage: Eukaryota; Metazoa; Nematoda; Chromadorea; Rhabditida; Strongylidae
Source: the annotation of a GenBank genome assembly
AUGGCUCCUAAACAUACUACUAGUGAACAAGGAACAACAGGUGCAGCGAAACCAUCUGGCGAUACUCGCGUAACAAGAAAGCGACGAAAAAAUGACGACGAUUUGAUAUCACUCGAUGAGCCAGGAAUGCGAGGAGAUCAACACAGAAAGCCUCCACCAGAGAAGAACAUUGAGCGAGUUGUUUUCGGCGCCUAUGAAAUUCAAUGCUGGUAUUAUUCCCCCUAUCGGCUGAAGAAAAAAACUGUACAACGGCUAUACGUGUGCGAAAAUUGCCUCCUCUACACCGAUGAUGUGCGAAUGUAUAGAUGUCAUUUAGCAAAAGACUGCCAGAGAGCAAAUCCACCAGGAGUGUUGAUUUAUGAGGAAGGCAACAUUCAAAUUUAUGAAGUUUUUGGUGCCCUACAAAAGUUCUACUGCCAACGCCUAUGCCUUCUCGCCAAACUUUUUAUCGAUCACAAAACAUUAUGCUUUGACGUGGAAAAUUUUAUUUUUUAUCUUUUGUGCGAGUAUGAUAAGGAUGGAGCACACAUAGCAGCAAUGUUCUCGAAAGAAAUGCAUUCUUCAAACAAUUUGGCAUGCAUCAUGACAUUGCCAUGCUAUCAAAGAAAGGGCUAUGGAAAUCUUUUAAUACAACUUAGUUAUGAAAUGUCAAAAAGAGCCAAAUAUCCUGGUACCCCAGAAAGGCCCUUCUCUGACCUUGGUGAAAUUUCCUAUAAGAAAUACUGGCUGUAUGUUUUACUGGAAUUUUUCGACUCUGCGGUCAUGCGGAAGGUAGAGGAUGUCACUGUAGAUGAUCUUGAAGCACUGGUCGGAAUUAACAAGGAUGACAUUAAAGAUACAAUGGAGCCGAUUGGGCUGCUUUCUCAUCUCAAA